Messenger RNA from Peniophora sp. CBMAI 1063, 1352 nucleotides. The record is from the annotation of a GenBank genome assembly. NCBI's taxonomy places the organism in Eukaryota, Fungi, Basidiomycota, Agaricomycetes, Russulales, Peniophoraceae.
GCGAGGAUGCGGAGGGUUUGGAUAAGGACGAGGACGAGGACGAGGACGAUUUCAAGCCGUCCGAUCGGGCUCAGGCGCUCAAGCGAAAGCGCAUUGCGGACGAAGACAAACGGAAGCGUCGGCGUCUCGAGCGGGAGAAGGAGCAGGAGCUUCGCGAGGAAACCUUCAAGCAGAAGAACCCCGUAAGGGCGCGCGCCACAACCGCCGAACGCUACGCUUGGAUCGCCGAGGCGGUUCCCGCUCUCCGCAGCUACUACGACCGACUUACAACAAUUCGCCCGAAAUACCUGGCGCAUCGUAUUGUUCCCUACGCCAGAGCCGAGAGCGAAAUGCUCGAGCACGCCGUUAUGCUGGACCCGGGCACAAAGUCGCAGGCGUCCUACCUUCCGCCCGUCCACAUCAUCAUCGGCGCGAACGACAAGCGCCAGCUACGCUAUCUCGUCAACUUCGUCCACAUGCUGCCGUCCUUCCUCAAGAUCAUCGAGCUCAAGCAGAAGAACCCCGAUAGUAAUCUCGGUCGCUUCGGACCGAGAUUUUGGAGGUCGCUGCUCAACAUUGUGUGGGAGGAAGCGGACCUGUGGGCUGAUGCGGCCGACGACGAGUACAGCGGCAAGGACUUAUUCCGGGAUCACUACGAGUACCUUCGGCAGAACCGCGCCGAGCGCCCCGCUUGGGGGAAACUGCCGUGCGGGCACGAGGUCACAGAGGAACUCCUUGAGAAGGAUGCGCUGCUGAGGACAGGCCUCCUCUUCCAGCUCAACAUGUGGCACCUGCUCCACUGGCUUCCCGAACUCGUCCAUCGCGACACGCUCACGGCCGCGGGUAUCAAUAGGCUGAAGGACGAGCACGGGAUCCAUUACACGCCCGACUACACCGCUCCCGACCCGAACAACUUGAACAAGGUCCUGGGCGCCAUCAAGCGUGUCGCGCUUGGCGGCCACCCGAUCCGCUCGGACUUCUGGCUGGAACCAUGGUCCGCUGAGUCUGACACGCUGUCGGAUCGCGGUCGAUGGCUCCAGGAGAUGGCGAGCUUCUUGUCGGGCGUCCGUGGCGCAGAGGGUCUUGAUGUGAGGAAGAGCGGCUCACGCGAUUGGCCGUACACGAGCGCGGCGCUCAGCAGGAUCAAGACGAAAGGCAUGACCGAGGCCAAGAUGGACAUCCUCGAGAACCAUCUGUACCUCCGCUAUGCGCUCGCGUCGGUCGCGCGAGGGCAUAUGCCGGUCGAAUUCCAGAUCCUGCCAUGCGGCGAUAUCUCGAGCUGCCAGGAGUGUCGGCUGCAGUACGUGCGGAAGCACGGGGAUAUGAUGCAGCAGCUGGAUGAGCUGCCGGACGAGGGACCGGAGUACUGGUAG